GGAAUUUAUGUAUCUACGUACAACUUUUGAAUUUAAGAACUCUCUCCCAUUAAUCCUUCAUAAUGAAUCAUCUAUUAAUAGAGAAAAUUCUUUAAUAAAUUCUGAUACUUGGAUCGAUGAUUACAAAAAACAGAUUCGAUCACCUGCAGAUCAUUAUGAAAUAAAACCUACUGUGCCUGACUCAUUAGACCCUGAAAAAUAG
Molecule: messenger RNA, 202 nt
Organism: Dentiscutata erythropus
Lineage: Eukaryota; Fungi; Glomeromycota; Glomeromycetes; Diversisporales; Gigasporaceae
Source: the annotation of a GenBank genome assembly